AUGGUUGUCAAAAAGCACAAGUGCUAUCGGGACCCUGGCUCCAUUUCCCGACUCUGUGGACAGAAGAGAUUUAAGAGCAAGGAGAGUAGUAAGGACAUGAGGACUGAGGGUCAGGAGCCGGAGUCCUGGUGGCUGGUCUCCUGCAGAAAUACAGGGGGGCUGGCUGCUGACAUGAUCGUUGUUGAGGGAGCUUAUAAGGAGAAAUGGGAAGUCCCAGGAUUCUUUGGCAGGCUGAAAAGGUUCCUGACAGAGAGAGAUGCUGAUAACUAUCCAUUUGAGUCAGCUCUCACGGAAAAAGAGGUAUUGGAAAACCAUCAAGCCAUGUCGAACGAACCCAGACGGUUAUUAUUUACAUUAUAUAUGCUCCCACUGGGCAAAGUUAUUAGAAAACACAAUGUGAAUUUUCAUUGUUAUGCGGAUGACACGCAGCUCUUCAUAUCAGCCAAACCUGAUGACAGAGUGAGAUUAAAGAAAAUCGAGGAUUGUGUAGAAGAUGUAAAAUCAUGGAUGUCGCACAACUUCCUCCUAUUAAAUAGUGAUAAAACAGAAGUUCUCCUAUUAGGCCCCAAAGCUGCUAGAAAUAAAUUAUCAGACUUAAUGCUAAAUCUGGCUGACUUCUCAGCCACCCCUGGUUCAGCAGCUAAAAACCUUGGAGUUAUCAUAGAUUCAGAUCUAGCAUUCGAUAAACACAUAUCUAAUGUUACUAGAACAGCUUUUCUACACCUCCGUAACAUCGCCAAGCUAAGAAAUGCCCUAUCACUGCAUGACGCAGAAAAAUUAGUACAUGCCUUUAUUACCUCAAGGCUAGAUUAUUGUAAUGCGCUACUGUCUGGAUGUUCCUGCAGUAACUUAAAUAAACUUCAGCUAGUUCAAAAUGCUGCAGCCAGGGUCCUUACUAAAACGAGAAAAUUUGACCAUAUUAGUCCAGUACUAUCAGCACUGCACUGGCUUCCAGUCAAAUUCCGCAUAGACUAUAAAAUUCUCCUGUUAACGUAUAAAGCCCUACACGGGCUCGCUCCUGAGUAUUUACAAGACCUCAUCUCCUGUUAUGAACCACCGCGAUUACUCAGAUCUCAGGGUGCUGGUUUAUUAGUAGUGCCUAAAAUUCAGAGGAGCUCUGCAGGAGGAAGAGCUUUCUCUUAUAAAGCGCCUCAACUCUGGAAUAAUCUCCCCGAAUAUGUUCGGGACUCAGACACAGUCUCAAUCUUUAAGUCUAGACUGAAAACUUACUUGUUUAGUUUAGCUUUUGGUAAUUAAUGUUUUUCCCUUUAGAUAAGGCUGCAGAUUCAGGGGUUCAUGGACAGAGGAAAUUGUGGUAAACUGAGAUGCUGGUGCUGUUGUUCUCCCACUGCACACGGUCACUCAGGUUUGUGGACGGUGGAGUGGGUGGAUGCUGGUGUUUCAGGGUGCCUCCAUGUCUAUGUUACCUUCUGGCUCUCUGCCUUUAGUUAGGCUGUUUUAUUCAGUUCUGCCGGAGUCAUUUGCCACACUCUGAUAAUGUUUUAAUAUUCUCAGUUUUGCAUAAAUCCAGUCAAAACUAAUUCCAUCUCUCUGCCUUCCUCCGAGUUACUGACUGCCCACCUGUCUGACCCGAUACCGAUGUUGGACCCUCAGGCUCUCGCGUCUCCUGUCCGGCCAGACUGAUGGAAGUUUCUGAAGUCAGCUCUUCUCCACCACCACCACAGAUCAGCUGCUCAUCGACCAUCUUACUCUCCACUACAGAUUACAUCCAAGCCAUUAGUGGCGCUAUUACACUCCUGAGUACAUAAAACCUAUAUAGAUGUAUAAAAGACUUUUUAAAUUUCUAUUUAAAAGCCGUUUGACCAGUGGUAGGAUGGUCCCCCCUUUAAUGUGAGUCUUGGUCCUCCCAAGGUUUCUUCCUCCUCCUGCAGCUCUGAGGGAGUUUUUCCUUGCCUCCGCGCUCACUGGGGGUUCUGUAUUCUGUAUUUUCUAUGUGUAAUGUUUUGCCUGAUUCUUUGUCCUGUAAUCAUGUUUCUGUAAAGCUGCUUUGUGCCAACACCUGUUGUAAAAAGCGCUAUACAAAUAAAUUUGAUUUGAUUUGA
Messenger RNA from Astyanax mexicanus (Mexican tetra), 2063 nucleotides. RefSeq lists its product as uncharacterized. Lineage: Eukaryota; Metazoa; Chordata; Actinopteri; Characiformes; Acestrorhamphidae. The record is from RefSeq and is a predicted model, not a curated record. The coding region runs from base 1 to 1257 and encodes 418 amino acids. The transcript is spliced from 3 exons.